AAAGUUUGAGCCAUCUCGGCUGCUGUAGCAGGAGGAGGAGAGCAUGACUGGUCCUUGACGUGGAAUAUUUCCGUAAAGAGACGAUGAAGGAGUAGCAGAGUGUAGCUCGAAGCUAUCCCGUUUACUAACCUUAAAUCGAGACGGGCUUUAGCCGUGAAUCCCGCUCAGAUCUGGGUUCACCGGAGCUGACGGACACCAGUCUUUCGCAGACUGAUCCCUUUCUCUUCCCCGCCUCAUUCUGAUCCGCUACAAUCAUGAUAAAAGCCAUUUUAAUAUUCAACAACCACGGGAAACCAAGGCUUUCUAAAUUCUACGAACAUUAUAAUGAAGACACAGAGCAACAGAUCAUCAGGGAAACCUUCCACUUGGUCUCAAAAAGAGAUGAGAAUGUCUGCAAUUUCCUCGAAGGAGGAAUGUUGAUUGGAGGAUCAGACUACAAGCUGAUCUACAGACACUACGCCACAUUGUACUUUGUCUUUUGUGUCGACUCCUCAGAGAGUGAACUAGGAAUUUUAGACUUAAUCCAGGUAUUUGUGGAAACGCUGGACAAGUGCUUUGAGAACGUCUGUGAGCUUGACUUAAUUUUCCAUGUUGACAAGGUCCACAACAUUCUGGCCGAGAUGGUAAUGGGUGGGAUGGUCCUGGAGACCAACAUGAAUGAAAUCAUCACGCAGGUGGAUGCCCAGAACAAGAUGGAGAAGUCUGAGGCCGGUAUUGCAGGAGCGCCCGCUCGUGCCGUAUCAGCUGUAAAGAACAUGAACCUCCCGGAAAUGCCCAGAAACAUCAACAUUGGUGACAUCAGCAUAAAAGUGCCAAAUUUACCCUCCUUCAAAUAGUGGCAGCGAGAUCCCGAACCUGCAGAUGUCAGCCAAUGUUUACAGUGAUGCAAUCUGUUUACCACAACCUCAAUUUACCAACUUUUAUCAAAACUAUAAAUCUUCAAGGUACUGUGUGAUCUGACACUCCUUGUACGUGUGCUUUCUCUUUCUUCUUGUGUUAUUUUUUUUUUUCAGUUUGAAGUAAAAGUAAGUAUUUAUUUAUGAAUGGUACAUUCCUUGCGCCUCACUGAAGGUUGGCUCGUGACUUUCAGCUCCUCUGUGUCAGUUUGUAACUGGAAUCUGCUAAAGUGUUUACUUGAAAGAGAAUUGCGUGGCAGGAAGUGACCUUUCGGGGCAAUCUUACAAGUUUGUUUUUUUCCAGACUAAGAGAAUCAGUCAAGUAAAAGUGAAAGCAAAACUAUUUCGAAUCCAAAAUUGGAACCGGUUUAGUACAGUAUUGAGAGAUUUAGGGUACAGAAGAUUAUUAUGUUGAAGAUAUGCUGUGUGACAGAAAAAUAUAUAUGAAAUGAUUUUUCUUUUAUUUGUAUGCAAAGUAUUUUUCAAAGAUUCACCAUGUCUUACCAAAUGAUGCUCUUAAUUUUUGUGUGUAUAUGACUUAUUUUCUCUUCUUUUUUUCAACAUAAUAAACGUCAAAAUGAAACCUG
Messenger RNA from Oreochromis aureus, 1483 nucleotides. RefSeq names its product adaptor related protein complex 3 subunit sigma 1 (gene ap3s1). The coding region runs from base 255 to 836 and encodes 193 amino acids. Gene Ontology annotation, cellular component: AP-3 adaptor complex; intracellular membrane-bounded organelle; membrane coat. Gene Ontology annotation, biological process: intracellular protein transport; Golgi to vacuole transport. NCBI's taxonomy places the organism in Eukaryota, Metazoa, Chordata, Actinopteri, Cichliformes, Cichlidae. The record is from RefSeq and is a predicted model, not a curated record. The transcript has 6 exons.